Fonsecaea nubica is the source of this 921-nucleotide messenger RNA. RefSeq lists its product as hypothetical. NCBI's taxonomy places the organism in Eukaryota, Fungi, Ascomycota, Eurotiomycetes, Chaetothyriales, Herpotrichiellaceae. The transcript is spliced from 2 exons. The coding region runs from base 1 to 921 and encodes 306 amino acids. The record is from RefSeq and is a predicted model, not a curated record.
AUGAUUGUGCUUACAGGAACCACGGGACAUUUGGGGUCCCGAGUUUUGGAUACACUGCUACGCCAGAAGCUGAUUCCACCAUCACGAUUGGUCAUUUCGUCAAGCCAUCCGGACAAAGUAUCCCCUGCUGCCCGUGAUGCCGGCAUCGAGAUCCGCCAUGGCGAUUUCACGUCUCCUGGCUCGUUGGCCGCUUCUUUCAAAGGUGCCGACGCUCUGUUUCUGGUCUCGUUUCCCUCGCCAAGUGUCGACAGAUGGCUCCAUCAUAAGGCUGCAAUCGACGCGGCUAAACAGGCUGGUGUAAAGACUGUGAUUUAUACCAGCUUGAUGUUUGGCGGCAAGACCGGCCUAGACAGCAUAGCGGGUGUUCAGCAAGCGCAUAUCAAAACCAUCGAAUAUCUGACACACAGCGGACUGCAAUAUGUUAUUGUGAGAGAGGGGAUUUAUGCAGAAAGCUGGUGGCUCUACGCUGGGUUUCAACCACAGAAAUUCAAAAAGGGCGACGCAGGCGAAAUCAGAUUUGUCAUUCCAAACGAUGGUCCAGUGGCUUGGGUCACAUGGGAUGACCUGGGGGAAGCGACGGCAAAGAUUCUCCAAAAUUACGAGAAAUAUCUCGGUCAGACAUUGAGCCUGACGGGUCCACGAGCAACCAGCAUCAGCGAUGUCGCCAAGCUGGUCGAGGAGCACACCGGGCGCCAAGUCAAAGUCGACAUCGUGGGCAGAGAGGAAGCCGAACGCUAUCACAAGGUUGAGAAGAAAAGUGUGCCCGAGGACAACUUCUGGGUUGUGGAGAGCUGGAGUGGCUGGCAUGAUGGAAUCGCCAAAGGGGAGACAGCGACAGUUGAUCCCAUGAUCGGUGAAAUCCUGGGACGGCCCCCAAGAGGGAUUGAAGAGAUGGCAAGUCGUUUGUUUACCCCUGAGUAG